Paramuricea clavata is the source of this 458-nucleotide messenger RNA. The record is from the annotation of a GenBank genome assembly. Lineage: Eukaryota; Metazoa; Cnidaria; Anthozoa; Malacalcyonacea; Plexauridae.
UCAUACUAGUUAUGUACGCUCUCAUUUUUGUUGUUGUUCAUAAACGACAAAAGAUGCUGAGAAAUGGGGAACUGGGUCAAACCUGCAAUGUUCAGAACCAACGAAGUGCCUUUCUACAAGAUCUGAAGACUAUCCGAAAGUUAUUGGUUGUCGUUGGAGUGUUUAUACUUUGUUGGGGUCCUCACUUUAUUUGUCUGAUGCUGGCGUUUUACUAUCCAAAUUUUGCUGAUAAGGACAACCGCUCAUUAAGUUACUGGUAUUUGUUCUAUGCAGGUGAAACACUAAUAAUCACACUCCCACUCUUUAACAGUCUAUGCAAUCCAAUAAUUUAUGCCUGUCUCGACAAAACGUACAGAGAGGCUUUCAAAAAUCUGUUUCAGCGAAUGAUGUGCCGACCAAGCUCAAGAAGACGACAACCACCUGAGGAAAUAGAGUUACCUCCACUGAGAAGAAGAUAA